This is a messenger RNA of Epinephelus moara (kelp grouper), 3063 nucleotides long. RefSeq names its product LIM homeobox transcription factor 1, alpha (gene lmx1a). Gene Ontology annotation, cellular component: nucleus. Gene Ontology annotation, molecular function: DNA-binding transcription factor activity, RNA polymerase II-specific; RNA polymerase II transcription regulatory region sequence-specific DNA binding. The transcript is spliced from 8 exons. Lineage: Eukaryota; Metazoa; Chordata; Actinopteri; Perciformes; Serranidae. Bases 255 to 1313 code for a protein of 352 amino acids. Gene Ontology annotation, biological process: neuron differentiation; regulation of transcription by RNA polymerase II. The record is from RefSeq and is a predicted model, not a curated record.
UCUCUCUCUCUCUCUCUCUCUCUCUCCUUCCCGUUCACUCCUAAUAGGAUAAUUGAUAGAAAGCCUAAAUAGUCAAUACCGGUGGACUCAGAGAGGUCGUCGGAAGCUCUGUGGAGAAACUUUGAUGCGCUGCUGCUCGGAGCAGCAAGUUGCAGCAGCGGGACUCUGAGCGCCGGAGAUGCUCUGAGAGGAAGAGCUGAAGAGCUGAGGACCAAAACACUUUUCUACCGCCUCCAAUCUCGCGCUUUGCAGAUAUGGAUCAGAGGGCAGUGUGUGCCGGAUGCCACCGGCUGAUCAGAGACAGAUUCCUGCUCAGAGUCACUGACGGCCUCUGGCAUGAGGAGUGUGUGCGGUGCGCGGCGUGCGGGGACGCGCUCAGGAACUCCUGCUUUCUGCGGGACCGCAAACUUUACUGCAAGCGGGACUAUGCAGAUCUGUUUGCAGUGCGUUGUGGGGGUUGUGCAGAGGCCAUCUCUCCCACAGAACUGGUGAUGCGUGCAGGGGCCGCUGUGUUCCACCUGCGCUGCUUCACCUGCAGCGUUUGUUCCUGCCGCCUGCAGACUGGAGACCACUGUGUCCUCAGGGAGGGACAGCUACUGUGUGCCAGAGACGACUACCACCAGUGUGUGGCCAGCCCGACCUCCUCCGACACAGGUAAAAGUGAUGAUGAAGAAGAGGAGGAAGAAGAGGAAUCUGGGAGGGUUACAGGCAGACGAGUUAGAUCGGAAGAUCUGGAGAGCAAACGUCCCAAAAGGCCGCGCACUAUUCUGACCACUCAACAGAGACGGACCUUUAAAGCUUCCUUUGAGGUCUCAUCCAAGCCUUGUCGAAAGGUAAGGGAGACCUUGGCAGCAGAGACUGGUCUGAGCGUCCGGGUUGUGCAGGUCUGGUUCCAGAACCAAAGAGCCAAAAUGAAGAAACUGGCCAGGAGACAGCAGCAGCAGCAGGAGCAGCAGCAGACUCAGGAGCAGCUCGAGCACUCAUCACAUCACACAGCGCCCUCCUGUGGCGGUUUGACCUCUGAGCUGGAGCACCUGGGGUCCUCGUACACCCACAUUCAGCAGCAGCAGAUGGGACUCACCACACUGGAGCAGCAGGACUAUGACAUGGACCCCUUCAGACAGGGCCUGACCCCACCUCAGAUGCCAGGGGAUCACAUGCACCCCUACGGUUUUAAGGGUCUGUACGGGGAGAUGGACAGAGACCCUCUGUGUCAUGUGGCUGACAGCGACUGCCUGUCUCUGGGUGACUCCUCUCUGCUCACCCCUAUCGACCGCCUCUACUCCAUGCAGGACUCUUACUUCACCUCCUGAGGUUGGAGGUGGGACUCAGUGAAAAGUGGUGUGUCUCCCUCACUCUGCAUCGCUCUCCGGGCUCAUCACUUAUCUGUCUGUGCAACACAAUGUCCAAAAUAAAUGUUGGUGUUGUAUGUUUCUGCAAACCACGGAUAUGUUAGAUUUUUACGUUUCAUAUGUAGCAGAUAAGUUCAAACUUUACAUUUCUUUACGUUUCCAUUUUUAAUUCCAUGUUGUGACAAGGCUGUGGUUAAUGUGUGGUUCGGUUUAGGCACAAAACCCACUUGGCUAGGGUUAGAAAAUCAUCAUAUUUUGGGUUAAUCACACCCCAUUUGGUUGCUUCAAACAUGGCUGGACAUGUCCCGGACUCUCGUAAAAAUAUACCCACUUUUGUCACCACAAUCACGGCUAUAAAUGUCGCAAACUCAUUAAAAAAUACCCACUUUUGUUGCUACAAACAUGACUUGACAUGUCCCAAACUCUCAUUAAAAGAUACUUGCUUUUGUCACUACAAACGUGGCUAUAAAUGUCCCAAACUCAUUAAAAAAUACCCACUUUUGUUGCUACAAACAUAACUGGACAUGUCCCGAACUCUCAUAAAAAAAUACCUGCUUUUGUCACCACAAACGCGGCUAUAAAUGUGCCAAACUCGUUAAAAAAAAUACCCGCUUUUGUCGCUACAAACACAGCUAUAAAUGUCCCAAACUCUUUAAAGCAUACCCGCUUUUGCCAUUACAAAAUGACUAGAUAUGUCCCGAACUCUCGUAAAAAAAAUCCCAUUUUUGUCACCACAAAUGUGGCUAUAAAUGUCUCGAACUCAUUAAAAAAUACCCGCUUUUGCAAUUACAAACAUGGCUAUAAAUGGCCCGAACUCAUUAAAAAAUACCCACUUUUGCUGCUUCAAACACAGCUAGAAAUGUCACAUUAUAAAAAAAUGUUGGUCUCAAACGGUAUUCUGCUGCUUUCUGCUGCUUGGGAGCUGUCUUGCCUUGAUGUGACGCCAUCAUCCUCUCCUCCUCCCGAUGAGAAACUCAGCUCAUAUACAUGGAAUCUAUUAACUAUGUCAUACAAAUGUAACAUAUCCGAGGUUUGCCAAAAAGUACAAUUCCAACAUUUCCUUCUGGUGAUUGGGCUAUUCUGUAUCAUGCACAAGAUAGUUGAGGAAGCGGUCAACGCCAGGGGGACGUGGGUACACUGUGAUACCAUGCAAUAUACCAUGUGCACGUGCAUAUAAAGAUGAUUACACUACUGCCUCUUAUGCUUUACAAUCCCACUGUACGACACACAGGCUCCUGUGUAUGCACGAUACCGUCGGACCUCUCCCACUAUGUUUGAAUGUUAGAUCAUGAGAUCAUAACUGCAUCUACUAAUGUAAAUAGCUGUUUGGGUGUGUAUUUGUAUUUAUUCUCACAAUGUGUGUAUGCCGUUCAUCUUGAAUGAAUCAACAAUGAUUAAUAAAUAAUGGUUAUGAUACAGUGAAUAUUCAGUAUAAAAUAUGUGGCGUAGUGAGUAUGAGGCACAGGCUGAUCUAUUAUGAAGAUGGGGUAUUCAUGCUGAGGGUUAGAGCUGGGUCAGUCCAUCCUCGGUGCUUAUCAGUCCAAUCUAGGUGACAGGUCAGCGAGGCAUCUUCCCCUGGCUGUUGGGUGGAUCAUCAGAUUGUGAAACGCUGGGCUAUGACAGCUGUAUGGGUCAGUGGCAGGUAAGCAUCACAUCCACGCCGCCAUCAUCAACGCUCACAUUGUGCUCCUCACGGUCAAAGGCCCUCGCU